Gigantopelta aegis is the source of this 6246-nucleotide messenger RNA. Its product is annotated as intersectin-1-like. The record is from RefSeq and is a predicted model, not a curated record. Gene Ontology annotation, biological process: positive regulation of Rho protein signal transduction; intracellular signal transduction. NCBI's taxonomy places the organism in Eukaryota, Metazoa, Mollusca, Gastropoda, Neomphalida, Peltospiridae. Bases 313 to 6039 code for a protein of 1908 amino acids. The transcript is spliced from 47 exons. Gene Ontology annotation, molecular function: protein binding; calcium ion binding; guanyl-nucleotide exchange factor activity.
CUCUACCAGUGGCCUUGUGUGCCGUUGAAGAAAUGUCAUAUUUCAUAAGCAUAAAUGCUUCAGAUUGAUGAUUUUAAAAAAAAUCAUAUAUGUAGUAAAUAUUAAUCAAAUAUUAUAACGUACAAUUGUUCAUGGGACUCUGAGAACUGUUGAGCUGUGUUCGAAUAUUUUAUGUUUAACCGGAAAUAUGGCUGCCGCCGACUUUGCAAUCGCCAAUUCUGGGUGGAAUUGUGCCAAUUCUUGUAUCUAGUUAGCUCAGCUCUGUGUAACAUCUAAUACUUGAAAGGUUUUGCUCUUAAUGAGGCUAGCGUCAUGGCACAUACUGGUGAUGCUUGGCGUAUAUCAGGAGAAGACCGAGCGAAACAUGAUGCACAGUUCUUCCAACUGAAGCCCAUUAAUGGCUUUAUCACAGGGGAACAGGCUAGAGGGUUCUUCUUGCAGUCAGGACUACCGACCAGUGUGCUGGGACAGAUAUGGAAGCUUGCAGACAUGAACAGCGAUGGCAAAAUGGACAAGAAGGAGUUCUCCAUUGCCAUGCAUUUGAUCAAGAAGAAACUACAAGGUUACGAGUUGCCCAAGACACUUCCCGCUAGCCUGAAGGCUGACCCCUAUCCAGUGAUAGGUUCAUUCGGAGUGCAGCCUAUGAAUGUUGGUGUCGGGAUGCCUGGGCCAAUACACGGAGCACCACCAAUGAUGAUGGGCAUGAUGCCUCCUGUAUCUAUGGUAACUGGCACUAUGACAACAGGGUCAGUUGGCAUGCCACUAAUGGCUAAUGGAAUUGCCCCAGCUGUUUCAGGUGGAUUUGCAGGAGGAAUGCCAGUUAACAAACAAGUUGGGUCAGCUGCCUGGACUAUGCCGCAUCAGAGCAAAUUAAAAUAUACCCAGCUUUUUAAUACAAAUGACAGAAACAAACGAGGAUUUUUAACAGGUGUUGAGGCAAGAGCAAUUCUUCUUCAGUCCAAUUUACCCCAACCACUGCUUGCACAAAUAUGGACUCUCUCUGAUGUUGACAAUGAUGGCAAGUUGACGUGUGACGAAUUUUGUAUAGCUAUGCACCUCUCUGAUCUGGCUCGAUCAGGAGUAACACUUCCACCCAAACUUCCAGCAGAGCUGGUUCCUGCCAGUAUGAGAGGAAGGGCCGGCAGUCUGGCUAGUGUUAGCAUGCCAGCGGUUCCCAUCUCGCAGCCUGCCCCUUCCCAAGGAGAUUCAUUUGGUGACUUGCUUGGAGGACUGGGAAUGAGUGCACCUGUUCCACUGAUUCAAGCUCAGCCACAGCCUGCGGCUAAUGGGGAGAUUAAACCAGAAGAUACAUCUCCAGUGACGUUUGAGGACAAGAGGAAAAUGAAUUUCGACAAAGGUCAGGCUGAGCUUGAGCGACGGCGAGCAAUGUUACAGGAACAGUUAAAGAGAGAAGAGGAGGCACGUCUGGAGAAGGAACGAAGAGAACAGGAGAAAAGGGAAAGGAUUAGACAAGAACAAGAACAAAGACGUCAGCAGGAAUUGCAGAAACAGUUGGAGAAACAGCGGCAGAUAGAACGAGAACGGGAGGAACAACGCCAGAAGAUGCUGGAACAGAGAGAGGCUGCUCGCCGGGAACUGGAGCGUCAGCGUCAGAUGGAGUGGGAGCGACAGAGGAAAGAACAGCUAUUGGCGGAGAAGAACCGGGAGUACACGGAACUGUCAGCGCUCAAGGCUCAGGACAAUAAUCUGAAAGACGAACUCGAGUCUCUGGAUGGAAAGAAAACAGAAAUAGCUUUGAAAAUAACACAGGUUCGGAAUGGAGUCACUGACUUCACUACGAGUAUUGAGAGUAUGCGCUCUUUACGAGACACAUCAAUGGCAGACAUUGACAGAUUUGAACACGAGAUGCAGGAUUUGAAAAGAAGAUUAAAUCAACUACAACAGGAGAAGGAAGAAAUCACGUUACAACUUCAGACAUCCCAACACAACUCGCCUAUGUGUAAGUCGGACACCCAUCGGACUCUGAUGCAUAGUGUAGAAUUAAAGAAAACCAACGUGCAGCGUCUAAAGAAAGAACUUGCACAAGUAGAACGGGACACGGAGGGCAAACUAACGGAAAUUGACAAGAAUAAUGCACAGAUUACGGCUCUAAGUGAGGAGUCCAGUAGCUUACAACAGCAGCUGCCAUCUCUACAAGACAAGAAAAAACAAGGAGAGGAGCAGAUACUGACUAAGCAAAACAGUUUAACCAAAACCACAGAAAUUAAAACCAGUCAAAAGACAGCUAUGAAAUCAUCCGAAGGUAGUGAUAAAAAGUCAGCCAGUUGGUUUGAUUUUGGCAAUGAGUUUAGCAAGACAGCUGAAAACAGUGGGUCAAUCAAUUGGGGUAAUGCGUUCUCUACAACAAGUAAACAGCCCACCACCCAGGAUGUCUGGAGUGCCAGUCGUUUGUCUAGUCAAAACACAGAAUCCUCCGUUGCUUUCAUGUCAGGAUCAAAGAAAAAGUAUAGAGCUUUGUUUGACUUCGAAGCAAGAAGUAGUGAUGAAUUGACACUUAUGCCUGGUGACGUUGUUUGGAUACCGGAUGAGCAGGGAGAGCCUGUUGAAGGCAUGGAAGAGUGGUUCAGGGGAGAGAGAGAUGGACAUGUAGGCUGGUUUCCAAAAGCUUAUGUGGAGCUCGCUGAAGACCAACCAUCUAGUCAACCACUAGUCAGCCAAAAUACAUUUAUUACCAGUGCAACAGAACCACAGUUAACUGCCCCAGUUCAGGAUGAACCAGUAACACUGCCGCAGGACAUUGAAGUUGAUUCUGUAGCUGACCCUUCAACCCUCACAACAUCAGUCGAGUCGCCCUUUAUGGCAUUGACACCAACUCCUGGUCAGGGUACAAUGGCACCCGAGGGUCUUCUCUGCAAGGCUAUGUAUCCGUGGAAGGCUCGCCAGGAUAACCACCUGACAUUCAACAAGGACGAUGUGAUCACGGUCAAGGAACAGCAGGACAUGUGGUGGAUGGGCGAACUGAACGGUCAGACUGGAUGGUUCCCAAAGGCAUAUGUUAAACUUAUUGGUGUUGGAUCUUCCAAAAACAGUUCACUAAAUGGAAGCCCAAUAGGAACACUGGAAAAGGGUAACAGUGCCAGGUCAUCUCCCGCGAUAAACAAGCCUACUGAAGGAGAGUAUUAUGUGGCGAUGUACAACUACAUUUCGGAAAAUCCCGAAGACCUUCAGUUUAAUGAGGGUGAUAUGAUUCUAGUCACUAAGACAGACGAACCCUGGUGGACGGGCACGUUGGGAAAUCAGACGGGCAUUUUUCCUGGAAGUUAUGUAAAGAGUGUGGAAAUACAGACUUGCUCACAGCUAUAUCUUGAAGCUGACCAAAGUGGUGGUGGUGGAGGUGCUGAUGGUACACAAUUGGCAGGCUUCGAUCUCUGUGCAGCAAUUGCCAAUAGUGCAGAGAGUUCAAACGAGAAAAACAUAACCGGUGACACUGUUGGUAAGGAUCAGGACACUACUUCCACCAGUGCCUCAAAACAAGGUAAAACUGAUUGGUCAGGUGCCGAUCCUUUUGGACAGAUAGAUUGUUUUGGAAAAGCAAGUCCUUCAGUUCCAGUUAGAUUUGAUGAUUCUCCUUGUCUGAUGUCUGCAGAAUCUUUGGGACUAACUGUGGCUGAGGAAAAUGUAACCCAGUCAGUUCCAUUUCAUAUGAAAGAAGAAGAACAGUUAGAUUAUGAACCUGUGGAAUGCAACAUACCCCAGAAGCCAAAUGCUGAAGAAAAACAGUUAGAUUACGAACCUGUGGAAUGCAACAUACUCCAGAAGCCAAUUGUUGAGGAAGAACAGUUAGAUUAUGAACCUGUUAAAUACAUUAAACUCCCAAAGCCUUUACCUGAGUUGCCGAAUGUCGAUGAUGAUGUUGAUUUUUAUGAAGAUAUCAACAUGUGGCCUGCUCCUCCACCAGAGUGUGUAGGCUUCACUUUACACGACUCUACUUCCAAUACUGAAGGUGAUAAGCCUGAUCAAAAGAUGUCUAAGAAAACAGAAAUAGCAACCGUCAUAGCUCCAUACCAAGCCACAGGGACGGGUCAGUUGUCGCUGGAACUGGGAAACUUGAUACAGAUUCGACAGAAGAGUCCACGUGGUUGGUGGGAGGGUGAGCUGCAGAAAUUUAAGAACGCUCGUGGUCAGAAGAAACGCAUUGGUUGGUUUCCAGCAAAUUAUGUGAAAAUGUUGGGUUCAUCGAGUGGCCAAUCAACGCCCAUUGGAGAAACUAAUGGACAGGGUGAUACAUCCACAUGUUCCACACAGCAGCUUAGUGUACAAGCUGCAGUACAACAGGGUAGUCGAUCGAACACCCCCCAGACGACCAAUAGCCAUACACCUCAACCCUCACCAGUGGAACCAAAAUAUAUGGAACGUGUUCUAGCCCUGUACAGUUAUGCAGCCCAAAAUGAUGAUGAGUUAACAUUCCAAAAAGCUGCUGUGAUAGGUGUUAUUAAUAAGGAAAAUCCUGAUUGGUGGUUUGGAGAGGUUGAAGGUGAAGGUCAAACAGGCGUCUUCCCAUCCAAUUAUGUCACUCCCUAUACCACAAAUUCCUUAUCGGUGCAAGAGAAAAAUAGACAGAAUUACAUUCAAGAACUUAUCAGUACAGAAGAACGCUAUAUGGCAGACAUGUCUAUAACCAGUGAGGCAUUCAAAGAACCCUUGAAGCAGUCGAAAGCAUUGUCUGAAGAAGAAGUGCAACAGAUAUUUGUUAACUGGAAUGAUCUCAUAAUAUGCAAUAUGAAGUUGCUCAAUGCCCUAAAAGUAAGGAAAACGAUGGCUGGCAACGGCAAACCGAUACAUGGUGUUGGAGAUAUUUUGUGUGAAAAUUUGCCCCAUUUGACUCCCUACGUGCGGUUCUGCAGCUGUCAGCUGUCGGCCGCUGCUCUGUUGCAGCACAAGUCUGUAAACUGUCCCGAGUUUUUAGAGGUUCACAGACAAUGUAUGCAGGAUCCAAGGACGAAAAAUAUGCCUCUUAGUAGUUUUCUUCUGAAACCCAUGCAGAGAAUUACAAAGUAUCCACUGAUGUUAAAAGAGAUUCUGAAGUACACUAGUGCAGACCAUCCUGACCGGCAGAAUCUGGUGGAUGCGCUGGCGAAGGCGGAGGAGUUGUGUAACCAGGUGAACGAGGGCGUGCGCGAGAAGGAGAACUCGGACAAACUCGAGUGGAUACAGACACACGUGCAGUGUGAUGGCCUACCCGAGAAAAUUAUCUUCAAUUCUGUUACAAACUGUCUGGGUCCCAGAAAAAUUCUUCACACAGGAGUUUUAUUUAAGGUUAAGAGCAACAAAGAAUUACUUGGUAUUUUAUUUAACGAUUUCCUUCUGCUGACACAGCCAUCACGCCCGCUCAGUACAAACAUGUCAACGAGAUACAUUUUUGAUCAGAAAAGUAACCUCACUUUCAAAAUGUACAAAACGCCCAUUGUCCUGAAUGAAGUAAUAAUUAUUAAACCAACAGAGGAAGAUGCCGAUUCUUGUCAGUUCCAAAUUCGUCAUGACUUUGACAGAAUGCAUAACCUCAGAGCCAUUAAUGAGACCGAGAAGGAUUUAUGGAUUAAACAAAUAGAAACAGCUUCCAGGCAUUAUUUAGAUACAGAAAGAAGAAAACGAGAAUCUGCUCAUUCCACACAAUUACGUGACAAGCCAGUGGGACGACUUCUUGUAAUUAUAAUGGAUGGAAUAGGGCUAAAAUCCUGCAAAGAACAUGGUAAAAGUGACCCGUACUGUGAGGUGAGCAUGGGCACCCAGGAACACAAGACAAAGGUGAUCCCUGGCACACUGAACCCCAAAUGGAAUGUGUCGAUGCAGUUCACCAUCAAGGACAUCGACCAAGAUGUGCUGUGCAUCACGGUGUACGAUAGAGAUCUCUUCUCCCCAAAUGAUUUCCUUGGAAGAACUGAGGUGCGAGUAAAAGACAUUCUUAAUGAGAGUUUAAAAAAUAAGAAAGGUCCACUCAUCAAGAAACUGACAUUGCUUGAGGUCGACUCUGGAGAGGUUCAGGUCAAACUUGACCUUCAGAUAUACAAUUCAACAUGAUACACAACAUUUCCACGAUCUGCUUUCAACAGAAAACAUUGUACGAGCUCACGAACUGGAACAAGAAUAGGAACCCGUUUCCACGGUUUCUCCAACUGUUGGAUGAAAACUUAUUCAUAACAGCUGUUUGAAAAUCAUGUGCAUCACUUUUUUUUUUAGAUUAAUCACACUGGAAGUAAAUUUUCUAUAUUAAAACUGUAAUUAUUA